Rhizophagus irregularis DAOM 181602=DAOM 197198 is the source of this 1760-nucleotide messenger RNA. NCBI's taxonomy places the organism in Eukaryota, Fungi, Glomeromycota, Glomeromycetes, Glomerales, Glomeraceae. The record is from RefSeq and is a predicted model, not a curated record.
GUUAAGAAAAAAAAAAAAAAAAAAAAAGAGAAUUUGUGAUCAUAAGUAAAAUGUUUAACACCAAACCAAAAAAUAAGAACAAAAGUUACCUUUAUAACAUCCAGUUUUAGCUCCAAUAUACUUGAGGGCUUGAAUAACCCUAUNUUUUUUUUUUUUUCCUCCUCUUGUUCAUUUUUACCCUAAAUAUUUAAAUAAUAAUAAUAUUUUUUUUCUUUUUUGAGAAAAAUAUUAUUAAAAAAAUAUGUUGAAACGAAAUAAGUUUAGGAUAGAAGAACGAGUUUCUUUUGGACUUUUUUUAAAUGAAAAUAGACCUAUUAUAAUGAUAUUAUUUUAUAUUUGUUUUAUUACAAUUUUUUUACCUCAGUUCACUUUUGCUCAACAACCUUUAACUCUUAAUACUGAAAGUGAUCUUAAAGUAAUUCAAAGUACUAGUUAUCUGGAUGGUACUAUAUUAUUAAGAUUAACAAAACAAGAACCUAACAUAAAUUGUAAUGUACAAAAUUUAUGGUUUAAUGUAAUCGAACCUGAUGGAACUUCAAAAUCUUUGAAUGUUGAAAAACAUUCUAUUCCUGCUGAUAAUUUUUGUUCAAUUUCAAAAUCAACUUUGACUAAAAGGCAUCAAACUUUUUCAAUGUCAGCAAAUAUUCAUCUUGUUAAAAGACAUCCUGAAUGUGAUGGUGCUAAAGCAACUACUUUUGAAUGUUGUUCUAAAUAUCCUGAUAAAUGUAAAGAUCCAAAAUCUGCUGAAAAUUCUUGUAGUCAAAAUCCUAAUCUUGAAGGUUGUAAAGAUAUUUGUGAAAAAGCUGGUGGUUGUAAAGCUGUUCCAAAAUCUCCUUGCGAUGAUAAUCCUUAUGGUCCCGGUUGUAAAGUUGAUUGUGGAUCUGCAAAUCCACCUCCGGGAUGUGCUAAUGUUCCAAAUUGCGGAAAGACUCCCGGUGCUGACGGAUGUGAUAAUGGGAAAUUAAAUUGUCAAACUUAUCCAACAAGUCCCGAAUGUGGUGGUGUUCCUCCUCCAGUUACUCCUACUCCUGCUACUCCUUCAACUUCUCCUUCGGCUAAUCCAUCAAGUGCACCACUUGAUUGUACAACAACAAAUCCAUAUGGUCCAAAUUGUGUAAAUGCUCCAGAUUGUGGUAAAAAUCCUUCUGCCGCAGGUUGUGCAAAUCUUCCCAAUUGUGCUGGUGCUACUGCAAAAACGGUAGGAUGUAAUGGUAAAAAAUUUGAUUGUACCAUAUAUCCAAGAGCUCCCGAGUGUAUACCGAAUUGUGCUAGUAAUCCAUUUUUACCUGGAUGUAAUGAUUGUACUUAUAAUAAAAACGCUUCAGGAUGUGAUGUAUGCAAUCAAAAUCCACAAGCUGCAAGAUGUUUAACUGGUUUUUGUACUAGUUAUCCUGAUGUACCAGAAUGUAGUUUACUUAUGACGGAUAAAAUCAAAAUUCAUGCGAUCACGGAAGGAUUUAUUUUGGUUACAUAUCUUUGUAACCCUUCAUCAAAUGGUGAUACUUGUGGUAGUGUGAUUGAUUGGAAAGGUUUUGAAAGAAGGUAUGUAAAUAAUUAUUCCAUCACACGUUCUUAUUUUAUUUAAUAUAUAUAUAUAUAUUUAUUUAUUUAAUACAGUACUGUUACGUUCGAGAGUUCAUGUAAUGAUGGUCAAAUUGUUGAAAACUCUUAUGGUAAAGGAUUUUUAUACAUGUGUAAUAAAUACGCAAGUAAAGAAGUCUUUGGGGUUAUUUAUGGAUCUCCGUAAGUUGAAUUAAUAA